GAAAAUGCUCAGAUUUAUCGGUUACCCUCCCAGUGUAAAUAUGUCCAGUCAGUCAGAUGAGGAGAACGAGGUCCAUCCUCUUGUAUCAAAUUUAUUAGAACAAAAGUUCAUACCGCGAACGGGUCACGGAUUCCGGUAUGAUCGAGACGAAAUGAUUCGCUUGUCCACUGUCCCUCUCAGCCUUCAACGUCCUGAAAAUCUUUCUGUCGAAUUCAAUGGUGAUGAUGGCAAAUUCUCGCCGUACAAAUGGUUGGAACAUCGUUGGGAAGUUGAGGGUAUCAAAAAUCGUGCACCGACGAAGAAGCUACAGGAUGCGCUCAAUGCAGGGGCUAUGGACGAGAAUGCUGGUUUGUCUCCGCAACGGCGUGGAUUCUCUGGUGGUUGUCGCGCACCAGCCGAGGAGAAGGGGAAGGAUGGCGCUCCUAGCAGCAGCGGUUUCGGCAGUGAGGGAGGAUGGACCGGUGUUGAACGUGAUCGUGACCGUGUCGGAACGAACAAUUCGAAGAGUUGGCGAGGCGGUUCGAAUGGCGGUUCGGAAAAGUAUUCUGGAAAGGGCAAUGACUUCAAGUUACCAUUUCAAAGAUCAACGGGGUCGAAUGUACGUGGCGCUGGUACGAAUUCAACCGGUUCAUGGCGUUCUGAAAUGAAGGAUCGCGGUCCAUCCAUGGGUGGUGGCAAGUAUUCGCAGGGAAAGAACAGAGAGGAACGUGGAGAGCGCAUUCCAGAAUGGGCUGACGGGGCUACGACUAUGGACGACAUGAUCGAGUUGCGCGGAUUUGAGGAGCCUGUGAAAAAAUCCAAGAAGGGAGGAAGUCGCGCGAAAGAAGAUAAAGAAAAGGAGAAAGAUAAGGAGAAAAAAUCGGAAGCUAGGAAGGAUUCACUUGAAAACGGAAAAGUUGAGAAAUCGCGCAGUAUGGAUGAGUCAGGCUCUGUAACGCAUCAUACUGGACCAGCAUUACCGGAAUCUGAUGCUGAAUUGGCAGCGAUCUUAGGUCUUCUUGAUAUGCCGGAUGAUACUGCAAUGGCUAGCCUUUUUGAUAAGGCAACAAUUACGCCAGACGAAAGUACAUCGACCAAUAGGGGUAGUUUGCUUAGUCGCUUCUCGAAGAGCAAUCAUCAAACGAACGAAUCAUCACAAAAUACUCGCAGCAGUCAGGAUGAGACUCAGUCAGCAAAUCCGCUUUUGGCCAGAAUUUUCGCGCAAACCCCGUCAUCGGGUGGACAGACACCACAGAGCAGCCAGGGAAAUCCCUCGAUGCCUCCAACAGUGGUGGGACCUGGAGGUGUGCGUGCUAUGCGCCUAGAGGACAUUGAAAAAGCGAUCAGCACAAAGGACUCGCGCAGUGGAUCGAUAACGAAGGGCAACCCACUACAGGAUCCCAAUCAGCAAGCUCAUCUCCUAAGUAGACUGCAGAAUUUCGCAAAGCAGCAGGAAGAGGGCGCUCCUCUACCAGCCGCAGGACCAGCUUCAACUACGCCAGCCGGUGUAGUCCCAUCUCUUGGCGGAGUAUUCCCUCCUGGAGCAUCGCCGUUCAUUCCACCAGUGUUACCACCUGGUGCACCUAUGGUGCCACCGGCUUUAUUAGCUCGAAUGGCUGCGGAGAAUCCAGCCUUAGUACAAGCGCAUAUUCAAGCGCAACUUCAACAAGCAAUGGCUGCACAGUUGGCGGCUCAGACGAAUGGAGGUGUUGGGAUUCCUCCCGCACACAUGCCAGACCAUAUCCGUGCAAAUCUUGUACGUCUUCAGCAGCAACAGCUUCUUGCUGCUGCAGCUGCGCAAAAGUUAGGAAAGGUGCGUCCUCCAACACAAAUGAUUCCAUCGUCUGUGCAACGUCAAAUGAAGGCAAGUACAUCGACACCGGAAGAUGGUGCGCAUCGUGGUGCUCGUGCCGAACAGGAUGGUAGUCCUACACAGCAUAUGACUGAUACAGACCCGCUUGAAGUUGCUGCGCGAAACAAUGCGGAUUUGCUGAAGAAGAUGCAUAUGCAACAUCAGUAUGCUGCGAUGAUGAAUGCCAUGCAGGGUGGACUUCCCAUGGCGGCAUGGCGUCCUCCACCACCUAAUGGCGGAAAUGCUGUACCUCCAAAUGCUCAAGCUCAAGCUCAAAUGCUCAUGCAAAUGGCUCAGGUGCAACAGUUGGCACAUGUUCAGCAGCAGCUUCGGAUGAAACAACAGCAACAGGCGGCACUUGCAGCAAAACUUAUGCAAUUACAGCAAGGCCAUCAACAAGCAGUCGCUGCAGCUGGGAUGCAGGUCCCAAGUGCUCCUGAGCGCAAUUCGCAAAACUUCGCUAGCUCAUCUUCGUUCGGUGUUGGUGCCGAUCUGGCGGGUCCUAUCCAAAGUCCUCUGGAGAAACUGCUCGCUGCGGCUGGUGUUCAGCCUUCCCAGUUCACCGGCAACUCAUCGGAGACAACAAACUCGUUUCCAAGCGCAUCUCAGACGGUAGGUCACGGAACGAGAAUGCCACCACCGUCUGUUCGUCCGAUGAGUCUGGAAGAGCUGGAACGUAAACUUACCGAACAGACCAAAUAGAUAGGUUGCUUCACUGGGCGUGGACCUCGUCUCCUCUGACUGCACAGAAAGUAAUUUCUAUUCAUUUUCAUUUUCUUUAUUCCUAAUCUGUUGUUGUAGACCUUAUUCUUUAUUCUUUAUUUUUUGUUUCUUUCCUUUAAUUUCUUCUAGCUGAGAUGUUGUUGUAGGCGCGCCCGGUUCGUUGGUGCAUGUUUAGUUUGUUGUGUGCGUGUGUGUUGGGUGUAUGUCAUUUCAUUUUCACAUAAGACCAUUUUUCCCUAUCUAGAAUUCUUCGGUUUGGCGAUAUAUUUUCGCCGCAAAUUUUUUUUUUUGAAUUCGUUAUAUUCCAGUAUUUCACUCAAUUUUGUGUAUUCGGAGUCCAGAGUUGGUUUGAUGUGUUUACCGGGUGAGCAUUGGGGGACAAUGCAGUUAGCGUCCCGUUCUGCACAAAUAUCACAUUUGCUGGCGAUUGUAUAGACUAUACAGCGUGCGUGCGUCGUUUUCUGGCGCAUUGCCGAUAUUGUGGCGUUUUGUCCUCUUUUUCUUUCCUGUAUUCGUGUGUUUUCUGUCCUCUCGCUUCCUUUGGCUCGAUCUGAUCUGGUUAAUAUGCUUACCGGUGCGUGGCGGGCCAGUGUAUUGCUGUAAUAGAUUUGCUUUUGGUGAUUGUGCAUCGGCUACCUCGAUCUGAAAAGUGCGUGUGCUUUCUAAAAUUGAGUACACCCAGACAGUCGACGAGUGUAGACGUGCACAUCACCACAGAAAGAUAUUUCGGUUUGUACGGUGGUGAUGUAUUAAGCAACUUUUUGCAACGUCUUCUUUCUCUUCUCCACCGUAGGAAGCUAUUUCUAGCCAACUAGUUGCUCUUCGAUAUUAAAUACAACUCGUCGCUAAUUUUGAGCCUUCAAAAUUUACUAUUAAUCUUUACUACCCUAACGUGUUAUGCCCAUUUACAUCUAUAUAAUAAAAGAUGUUUUGAUUGAUGGUUCGAUUAUCUUUGAAAAUGCU
Cylicocyclus nassatus is the source of this 3517-nucleotide messenger RNA. The record is from the annotation of a GenBank genome assembly. NCBI's taxonomy places the organism in Eukaryota, Metazoa, Nematoda, Chromadorea, Rhabditida, Strongylidae.